AUGUUGUCUCUCUUAAAGGGGCUGUUCAGGGCCAGAACCUCUGUUUACAAGUUGCCGCUGUGCGGGAAUGGCCGGGAGAAGCCGCGCUUCCCGCGGCCAGGCCGAGCUCCCGCCCUUCCCGGCCUCUUUGGGCCCAGUCCCCUGGGAACUACAACUCCCGGCGUGCUCUUAGCCGGGCGCCGCCCGCUCGCGGCUGCGCACGCGCUGUCGCCCCGCGCGAGGAGCCCGGUGGGCCGGCCCCGUCGGUCUCGCGCCGCGGCCGUUGCGGGGCCGCCCCGGUCCGAUUUUGACAUGAUCAAACGUUUGGUGGAAGAUGUGCAAGCCAGGUUGCGUUCUGGAGUCACUGUCAACUCGCUCGGACACUGUGUUGAGGAGCUUGUCCUCAAUAGCAUCGAUGCCAAAGCAACAUGUGUAGCUGUCAGGGUGGAUUUGGAAGCUUUUAAGAUCCAGGUGGUGGACAAUGGCUCUGGGAUGGGGAAGGAGGACCUAAAGGCUGUUGGAAAGCGCUACUUCACCAGCAAGUGCAGCUCAGUGAGAGACUUGGAGAACCUGACUUUCUAUGGCUUCAGAGGAGAGGCUUUGGCAAGUAUAGCCAACAUGGCCAGUACCAAGCGGUGGAACUACAGUGACUGUGUGCAAUCUGUUCCAUCAGUUACCAGUGAGGAGAAAGUGUAUGGAUCCUGUGCUGGAAAUGGAGAGAGUGAGACAGAAGAUGCUGAAGGGGAGUCUCUCCAGUCAUUGCUUUUGGAAUGGGAUAAUCCUGUUUUUGUUCCCUGCCCAGAGAUUGCAGUUGAUGUGACCAGUGGUCAGGCUGACAGUCUGGCUGUGAAAAUUCACAAUAUCUUGUAUCCUUAUCGUUUCACCAAAGACAUGGUCCAUUCAAUGCAGGUUCUUCAGCAAGUGGACAAUAAAUUUAUCGCUUGUUUAAUUAACACUAGGAAUGGAAUGGAAAAAAAGGCAGAUGGAAACCUCUUGAUUUUGGUGGACCAACAUGCAGCUCAUGAACGGAUCCGCUUGGAGCAGCUGAUUGCAGAUUCCUAUGAGAAGGAAGCUGCAGCAUGUGGCAAGAAGAAAAUACUGUCAUCCUCCAUCUCUCCCCCUUUGGAGAUUGAAAUUACUGCAGAGCAAAGAAGAUUUCUACGAUGCUGCUACAAAAAUUUGGAGGACUUGGGUCUUGAAUUAUCAUUUCCUGAGACAAACAACUCCUUGAUUCUUGUGAGGAAGGUGCCAAUGUGUUUUAUAGAAAGAGAAGCCAACGAAUUACGACGGAAAAGACAACCUAUCACUAAAAGUAUUGUGGAGGAGCUUAUUCAAGAACAAGUUGAGCUAUUGCAGACCACAAGAGGAGGAGCACGAGGGACACUGCCUCUGACGUUUCUGAAGGUGUUAGCUUCCCAGGCCUGUCAUGGAGCUAUUAAGUUUAAUGAGCAUUUAACUUUGGAGGAGAGCUGCAGGCUUAUUGAAGCUUUGUCAUCUUGCAAGCUACCCUUCCAGUGUGCUCAUGGAAGACCUUCAAUGCUGCCUCUUGCAGACAUAGACCAUCUACAGCAGGAAAAACAGCCUAAACCAAAUUUGACUAGACUGAGGAAGAUGGCACGAGCAUGGCAGCUAUUUGGAAAAAAAAAACAAACCUAUUUUAAAAAAAGUUAAAGCUGUAAACUGCAGCUGCUAGAAGCAUUGGUAUGAUCCAUGAUCCUGUUGUUAGACUACAGUACCCUGUGUGGAGCCAAGUUCUGAGGCAGCACAGUCACCAAAGCUCUCCUCCUACUACUGACCAAAGAAGCAGAGACCAGCUAGGAGAACAUGGCAGGGGGAGCCCACCCUUGGAGCCUGGAGAAGCAUCUUCAGCAUUAAGGAAUAGCACUGUAAGUCUAGGCCCUAUGUCAGUGCUGGACUGUUGGGUGCAAGGAGUUGCAGCCACUUGCAGUUACUAAAGCAAAGCACUUCUUUUCUGCAAGGACAGCAUAGUUCUGCAUAAUACAGAGGGGAAUUUUAAUUAGUGUAUUUUAGAGUACUUUGAAAAGUGGAAGGUAUUUCUUAAUAAAGUUCACACUAAACUCACUCCUUGGGCUCAUGGCAGUGGUUGGAAUGAGGAUUGACCAGCUUCAUAAUAUAUAGUAUAUAACUUUCUCCA
This is a messenger RNA of Vidua chalybeata, 2134 nucleotides long. It is a transcript of the gene MLH3, whose product is annotated as mutL homolog 3. Gene Ontology annotation, molecular function: ATP-dependent DNA damage sensor activity; ATP hydrolysis activity; ATP binding. Gene Ontology annotation, cellular component: mismatch repair complex. Bases 1 to 1650 code for a protein of 549 amino acids. Gene Ontology annotation, biological process: mismatch repair. The record is from RefSeq and is a predicted model, not a curated record. The transcript is spliced from 14 exons. NCBI's taxonomy places the organism in Eukaryota, Metazoa, Chordata, Aves, Passeriformes, Viduidae.